UGCACACAGACGCUGUUACGCAUUCACGCCCUUGCGCCCUUCACACAUCUAAACCUGGGUGCCCCGCUUCCUCCUACACUUUCUGUCGGUCAGCACCGAGUGUAACACUGCCACUCAAUCGCAAUCAACCAUGGCGAACAAUUUCUUCGGCGACUACGAUCGCUAUGACGAUCGCCCAAGAGGUCGUGCGUAUGGCCGCGGUCGCUACGAAUAUACCGAAUACGGGCGAGAAACCUCCCAAGGCCCUCAAAUCAAUGUGUACAACCGGGUAGACAACGAUCAGCAGCAGCGGCCCUCAGCCGCCCCUCCUGCUCCGGCCCCUCCUCCACCUCCACCAGCGCAGCCAGCAUAUCCUCCUCAGCCCAUAUAUGCGCAGCCGCCAUACAUGGCUCAAUACGCACCACCAGCUCCUCCUCCCAAUUUUUUUAACAUCAUUCCUCCCUAUGCACCCGCUGCGGCACCGGCACCAGCACGAAGGUCUCCCUCACCGGCACGCCACCGCUACCACGGUCUCGGGGAAGAUUUAGUGGAAGACCUCGCGGAAAUGCAUCUUGGCCACGGCCGAUCUCAAUCACGAGCUCGCGCCGAGUUUGACCGCCAAGCUGAACGCCAAGCUGCCCUUAACGAGUAUAAACUUGCCGAGCGAGAACAGAUGCUGAAAGAUUUGCAGCUUAAGGCGGAGUAUGAGAAAGAGAAUCGGCGAAUCCGCGACGAGAUAGCUUUGAAGAGGAUGCACGAAGACGAUGAGCGUCGUCGGGAGGAGGAGCGCAAGGAGGCCGAGUUCAAAGCACGAAUGCUCAAAGCCGAAGCCAAGGCUCGCGAUGAUGCAGAGGCUGCGAAACUGAAGGAGAAGCUCUGGGCUGACGACAUCAUAGAGGACAUGGAGCGCAAAGAGAAGGAGAAGGAAGAGGAAGAGAAGCGUCUGAUCCGAGAGCUGGAGUACCGUAAGCAGGCCCAGAAGGAGAAAGAGGAGAAGAUGUGGAAAGAGCUCGAGGCCAAGAAGAAGGCCGAGAAGGAGGCCGAGGAAGCCCGAGAGAAGGAGUAUGAGCGUAAACUCAAGGAAAAGGAGGAGAAGAAGAAGGCCGAUGAGAAGGCAGCAAAAGAGAAGGCCGACAGAGACUUCCGCGAUCGCCUGCGUGCGAUGGGUUAUUCCGAGCACCACAUCGAUGGUAUGAUGGCUGAGGACAAAGACAAGAAGACUGUGGUCGACGUGCAUCAGACCAAUGUGAACAUCUACCGCCCGCCAAGUAUGAUGCUCACUUCGGGCCAGACCCUCACAUUUCCCAAGAUCCGCCGGGAGUAUCUCGCGGCGGAGACCUUGGCCCACUUCAAUCUGAAAUGGGAAUACGACCGCGACAACGACGACUACAUCAUCAUCCUCCGCCACCUCACCCGCGAGGAGACGGAGCUCCUCUUCGAGCACACACGCCGCCUCCGCGCUGGCACCCUGCUGAUCGAGUCGUCCGGCAGCAGCAAGAAGAAGCACGAGUACGCGUGGGUCCGACACCGAUCCAAGAGCCGCAACGGCCGCGGCGAGCGGGUGGGCAUUCUGGAGCUCAAGUAAGUAGUGCGAUGAGAGGGUUGAAGCGGCAGGGGGGAGAAGAAGCACCGGGGCGUCGUCGAGGCGAGAGCGAGUCUGCUAACGUUGUGGGUUUUUCUUUUCCGUCGCGCGUGUGGGCGUUAUGA
Dissoconium aciculare CBS 342.82 is the source of this 1686-nucleotide messenger RNA. RefSeq lists its product as uncharacterized. NCBI's taxonomy places the organism in Eukaryota, Fungi, Ascomycota, Dothideomycetes, Mycosphaerellales, Dissoconiaceae. The transcript is spliced from 4 exons. The record is from RefSeq and is a predicted model, not a curated record. Bases 131 to 1564 code for a protein of 477 amino acids.